AAUUAUUACUUUUCUUGUAUUUUAAUGUAUAUUAUUAAUUUUUAGUAGUUAAAAGUUAGGCAAUCAACUACUAAGUACCGGCACCUAAUCACUGAGUACCGGCAUCUAUUUUUUUACAAAAAAAAAGCACUGAUUGAAGGUAUGUUUUCAUUAUGUUGCAGCCCAUAAGAAACGGACCUCAAAUGUUAAAAAGAAUGUUUGGAAAAAAUUAUGUGGUGAUUUUUUUUACAGUAGUUCAAGUUUUACUUCAUGCAGGAAUUUAAAAAAAAACUAUCGCAUCAUUUGUAACAAAGUUCCAUCGCCAAAUUUAUGCAAUUGUUGAGUUUCUCUUGUGCAAACCUCUUGAAACGACUACUAUGGCAUGAGAAAGUUGGUUCCUUUUUGGAAAAGUAUCACAUCUCUUGGGAAACAAAAAUGGUGUCUGCACAGAUGAUGCAAAUAUGUUAGUCUUGAUCUCAACCUUUGGUACAAAAUGAACGAUCAAAAGCCAUCGGAAUUCACUAUUUGAUUCAUCGACAUUUAUAAGUAAUGAAAGUACUGCCUCAAGAAUGACAAGAAUCUUUAGAAAAAAGUCACAACAAGAUGAAAUGCAAUAUGCCUCGAUUGGUCAAAAAUAAUUUUUUUUAAAUCCGAUCCCUCGAAAUGUAACUUCUGCUUUGGCAAACAAAUUUGGAGAAAAAUAAUGUUUACAUGUUUGCAACCUUAUCUACUUUAUAUGAGGAAAUGUUAUUGAACCUGAAAUUUCUGUCGUGUUCUUUCCAAAUCCACCCAACAUACAGUUCGCAUUUCCCAGAAGUACAUUCAGAGUCAAAGUUUAACAUUUUUCCAGAGACAUCACAGUCUUUAUUGAAUUCAUUAAUAGUGAUACAGCAAAAAUGAUAUUUCUUCUAUAUCAUUGACCCAAUUGUGGAUCAAGUUUUUGAAGUCGUAUCUCAUUAUGUAGGCCUACGUCUUGCCCCUAUUCUUCUAUUUUCAUUAACAUUAUUUUGCAAAACAUGGCUUUCUAGAAGUAGACUUGAUGCAAAAGAUGACAUUGGUUGUGUUUUUCUCUGCCCUGAUAAUCCCUGAUCUUGUGAAAUAGAAACAAGCUAAACCUUCAUACUGUUUGCAUAAGCUGUUUUUUGCCAAUGUAGUUUACCGUUGUAGUGACAAUCUUCUAUGCUCUGCCAUGUUUUUUAAAUUGUCACAUAAGCAUGCAACAUAAAAUAAGAUGAAUAUGUAAUAGACAAUUCAAGGAAUGUAAGUUAAAAUGGGGCUAGUCGAGUUGAAUUAUGUGCAAAUUUAAUGGAAGGGGGGACAACACCAAGCAUUGGAUUGUUGAAGGUUAUCAAAAGUCAAAUUACAAUCCCUGUCUUUGUUAUGAUCAGAUCAAGGGGAGGUGACUUUUGCUACAAUGACCUCGAGAUGGAGGUUAUGAAAGAAGAUUUGCUGGCCCUUAAGAGAGCAGGCGCUGAUGGAUUUGUGUUUGGAGUUCUAACUCAGGAUGGAGAGGUCAAUGCAGCUGCAUGCCAGAGUCUACUGGACAUUGCUCGGCCAUGUCCAGUAACAUUCCAUAGAGCUAUAGAUAUGGCUCGAGACAUCUAUCUCUCAUUAACAACUGUGAUCAAUUUGGGUUUUGAUAGAGUAUUGUCAAGUGGUGGAUACAAUUCUGCACUUGAGGGUUGUAACAUUUUACAGGCUAUGGUUCAACAGACUCAAGGUGUGAAAACUAUUGUUGUACCAGGUGGAGGAAUAAAGAUAGAUAACUUGGAACAGAUUUUGUUAAAAUCCCAAGCGAAAGAGUUCCAUGGGUCUGCAAGAAGAGUUAUUGAUUCAGUUAUGAAAUUUAGAAAGUGUAAUUUAACAAUGGGAUCACAACCAGAUAUUGAAUUUAUCACUAAAGUGACCAGUACUGAAGAUGUUAGCAAAAUGCUCUCCAUAUAUAAUUCUUUAUAUGCCAAUUAAAGAACAUUAUAAAUUAAAUAAGGUGUAACUGCAUUGUAACAUUUAUCAAAAAGUGACCAGUUCUAAAGAUGUAGUAUAAUGGUCUCAAUAUAAUAAUAAAAGAAUAAUAUAAAUGAAAUAA
Molecule: messenger RNA, 2065 nt
Organism: Biomphalaria glabrata
Lineage: Eukaryota; Metazoa; Mollusca; Gastropoda; Planorbidae
Product: copper homeostasis protein cutC homolog
Exons: 8
Coding region: 1285-1944 (219 amino acids)
Molecular function (GO): copper ion binding
Source: RefSeq, a predicted model, not a curated record